Messenger RNA from Chenopodium quinoa (quinoa), 2161 nucleotides. RefSeq names its product scarecrow-like protein 1. Gene Ontology annotation, cellular component: nucleus. NCBI's taxonomy places the organism in Eukaryota, Viridiplantae, Streptophyta, Magnoliopsida, Caryophyllales, Amaranthaceae. The record is from RefSeq and is a predicted model, not a curated record. The transcript has 2 exons. Gene Ontology annotation, molecular function: sequence-specific DNA binding; DNA-binding transcription factor activity. Gene Ontology annotation, biological process: regulation of DNA-templated transcription. Bases 1 to 1854 code for a protein of 617 amino acids.
AUGAAAUCAUUUAUAUGGGUUGGAUUCCAAGAACGUCCAAUUAAAAGUAUAGUAUUUGGAGAUGUUCUGUGUAGUUGCUUGCUGUUCUUGAAUUGUUCGAACAGUGACAGAUUAUAUGGUCACUCCUUGCGUUGUGAUUUUAUAUCUAGUAAUGUGCUUGAACUUGGUGAUGGUGAUUUAAGAGCCUUGAUCAUAUCUUUAGUCUGGUCAGCAAAUAUGUCUACAGCAUAUAGAACUCCGAGGCUUUAUGCACUACAAGGAGGGAGUAAUAGCUCUGGUUUGUCUACUCAGUUAUAUGGUUCUGAAAAGCACAAGGUCAAGUACAUGACAGAAACUUUCAACAGUCCUAGUUAUGAUGCACAGUUCUUCAAUAAUUCUCCCUCGGAAGAGCUGAUUCACCCACCAAGUUCUACUCCAAACCAAUUUGAGUCCUCAUACCAAACAAAUUACGACCUGGAUUACUUCAUCAGUCAAAGUCCAGAAGCAGUUGAAUAUGAUGAGGGUAUGAUGAAGUUGAAGCUUCAAGAAUUGGAGCAUGCUCUCCUUGACGAUGAUGAAGACGGAGUAGAUGAGGUUGUUGUUGGGCCUGAGCACAGCAUGGAGAUAGAUGAAGUUUGGGCUGGGUCAUUGAGGAAUAUGAUGGCUCAUGACUCCCCAAAGGAAUCUACUUCCUCGGAAUCUUCCAACUUGAGUAGCGUUGGCAGCAAGGAUGAAGCACUACCUUCUUCUCGUAAUACUAAACAGUUACUCUUUGAUUGUGCUGCUAUCAUUUCAGAGGGAAAUUUUGCGCAAGCUGAAUCAAUGAUCAACGAGCUUAGACAGAUGGUUUCGAUCCAAGGGGAACCAUCACAGAGGAUUGCAGCCUACAUGGUAGAAGGCCUUGCUGCUCGAUUGGCUUCAUCUGGGAAAGUUCUUUAUAAAGCUCUGAGAUGCAAAGAGCCACCUUCUUUUGAAAAGCUUGCAGCAAUGCAAGUACUCUUUGAGGUAUGUCCGUGUUUCAAGUUUGGAUUUAUGGCAGCAAACGAGGCAAUUUUGGAGGCAAUUAAGUAUGAGAAGAAGGUACAUAUUAUUGAUUUUGAUAUCAACCAAGGAAAUCAAUACAUAAAUCUUAUACGAUCUCUUGCUAAGCAACGUGGAAAGUCGAUUAAGUUGAGAUUAACUGGGGUUGAUGAUCCGGAAUCUGUUCAGCGCCCAAUUGGUGGCCUAAAGAAUAUUGGGCAAAGGCUUGAGGUGCUAGCUGAGCUUGAAGGGCUGCCCUUUGAGUUUAAGGCACUACCAACGAGAACACCGCUUGUUACCCCGGAAAUGUUAGAUUGCAGACCUGGGGAAGCACUAGUGGUAAAUUUCGCUUUCCUGCUCCACCACAUGCCUGAUGAAAGUGUCUCAACAAUCAAUCUCCGAGACCAACUUCUUCGAAUGGUCAGAAGCUUAAACCCAAAUCUAGUAACCAUUGUGGAACAAGAUGUGAACACAAACACCACCCCGUUCCUCUCUAGAUUUUCCGAGGCUUACAGCUAUUACUCUGCUGUUUUUGAGUCUCUCGAUGCCACUCUUCCGAGAGAAAGCCAGGAAAGAAUCAAUGUCGAGAAGCAAUGUUUGGCACGCGAUAUUGUGAACAUUAUAGCCUGUGAAGGGGAAGAAAGGAUUGAGCGUUAUGAGGUUGCUGGAAAAUGGAGGGCAAGGAUGCAAAUGGCAGGUUUCAGAUCAUGCGCUUUAAGGCAAAAUGCAAGUGAUAUGAUUCGAGAGCUCAUCGUGUCACAGUAUUGCAACCGGUACAAGUUGAAUGAGGUAAUGGAUGCGCUUCAUUUUGGAUGGGAAGACAAAAACUUAGUCGUUGCAUCAGCUUGGUAUUGAUUAAAAUCGAGUGAUUAGUGACUCUUUCUAGCUUGAGUUUUUACUUCUAACAGACUUGAGGGUGCUGUGUAAUUUAUAUAAUUAGCAACAAGUGUUUGUAUAUUAUGUUGUGCUCUUUAUUUUUUUGCUGAACUGCAUAUUGUGGUCUUCCCUGAGGCGAUGUCCGAUGCCUUUUUUCUAGCAGUUCAUCAUGAACAUAAACUGUUAUUAGGUUAUCCAAUUUGCUGACUACACACUUUUAUGUAUCAUACUGUAUUUUUCUUCACUUCAUUCCCAAGUUUCUUAAUUAUUACUCUUCUUUUAUGUA